Pecten maximus is the source of this 11528-nucleotide messenger RNA. RefSeq lists its product as uncharacterized. The transcript has 17 exons. The record is from RefSeq and is a predicted model, not a curated record. Bases 742 to 4269 code for a protein of 1175 amino acids. Gene Ontology annotation, molecular function: signaling receptor binding. NCBI's taxonomy places the organism in Eukaryota, Metazoa, Mollusca, Bivalvia, Pectinida, Pectinidae.
UGCCACUUCCGGUGUAACAUUCGAGGAAGAAUCAUCAUCACAAUAUGUUUACCUUAACGGUGAAUAUCCCAUGUGGAUAAUCAACAGAAAGCUGCAGUCAGAGGUGAAGGAAACCAACAUAUAUCACCAAGAUCAUCAAGGGAGACAACUCCAACGAAAUGGACCGACGCUGGCUGGGAUGAAGAGGGAGGCCUCGACCAGUGGUAUAAAGAGGAAGGAGAAUGGCCUAACACUUUAAAUUAUAACAGUAAUCGUAGUGUAAAAAGUAGUCACAGUGAUAAGGGCCCAGUCAAUUCAUGUCCUAUUUUAAAAUCUGUCAACUUUUCCAAGUCGGCAGAAUUUGUCGAGAUAUGGGAUGAUCAGUUUGAUUUUUGUGUAAAAGAAGAUAAUCUGCCGGAUUCAGCAGACUUUGAUGUGAAUUCCUCACCCAGUAAACGGAAAAGUUACCCGAAAAAUAAAGCGAGGGAAGUGUUCAAUAAAAGUAAAGAUUAUAUUCGAUCAAAAGUCGAAUCGUGUCGUAAGAAGCUGAAUGCCUCUUCACUAAAUAUUUUCUCUCCGGUUCAUCGUGGCAAACAUGGCAGGUUUGUGAACAACUGCUGUGAAGCAAACAUAUCUCAUCCGGAAGUAAAACAGAUUUUGGAACAAUCUGGUAACCAGGAUGACCAUGAACAGGAUUUAUCGAGCACAACUGGUGGUUCGUCAUGUCCAAAUGUCAUAGAAUAUUCCGACAGAUUUGAACUAAUGGUGAAUGAUAUUUCACAUAAGAAUGGGGCUGGCAACGACACAUCUUCCUGCAGUCCAUUACAAGUUCGGCAAGGCGAUGUUGGGGAGGUGUGUGUUACCCUAGAAACAGAGGAAUCCCUUUGUACCUCCAACCCUGAAGAGCUACAGCACACUAAUGCAAUGCCUGGACUUAUCAGAAGCCAAACAGAUGGAGAGGUGGAUUAUGGUGGAGGACCAAGUAUAGUGGUCCAGGAUGACGACAUUUCCAUUGUAAAUAUGGACCAAAGAUCUGCAGAAAUGAUGGAAGACCAUAAUGUAAACGAAGAAGAUAUUCCAAUGGGAACUGAGGCCAACUCCUUUGACCAGAAAGAACAAAACUAUGUGCCAACGUUGCGACCUGUGAUGGAUAAGCGGUUGCAGUGGUUACUAGAUGCACCUCAGAACCUCAGCUUUGCUUCCGAUUUAUCCCAGAAUACAACAACUAGCAUGUCCAGUGACAUCAGUUUGGAUAUGCUGCUUAAUGAUCGUAAUGAAGACCCAGAAGACAUUCUAAUGGGUCUUGGAUUCGGAGAUACUGAUGAAACUGAGGACACAAUCCAAAGAAUCCCAGAACGCUUCCUAAGCGAACCCUCCGAACUUGAUGGUAUCGAUAUAUCAGGCCUCAUCAGGGAUAAUCCGGAGCUGAGUUGUAUUUUCCAAAAUUAUGUCGACUCGCAGAAUAGCAGCGCCGAUCUCUCUGCCCAAGGUCAAAAUUCUAGCGGAACUGUUGAUCGUAGUCCCCAUAUGAACACCACGUUGUGUUCUGUAAUGAACAGCAUGAAGUUCUUGCAGGCCUUACAGUCACCCAGUACGCACAUGCAGUCGAACUACGAUACUGAAAAUGACGGAGUCCAUAGUAUUCUGAAUCCAGAGAAUCGUAACUGGUUGGCCAGUCAGGGAUAUUACCACUCCAAAAGUGACACACUAACUUCGGCUUCUAAGCCCGUUACUACCUCUGUUCACAAACUUACAAAAUCAUGGUCCAUGGAUGCCACAGAACGCCGAAAGGCAUUUGGAAAAACACGGAGAUCGCAACAUAGAUCUUUAUCGGAUUUAAAAGAAGUGGAUGAGUUAACAUCACCAAAGGUAGAAAAUCGGACCGGGACACAAAGUUUUGACAGUUUUGGGAAUUUCACCAGUGUGGAAACUUCCACAGAUUCUUUUGAUAGUGUGGACUCCACACAGCUUGGUCGGACAAACGUGAUGGGAUUAGGUGUUGGAAGCAGUGGCCGACGCGGGUCUGGUAUUAUCCUGCCAGUUCCAUUACCAAUGGCUGAUGACAGUGCAAUCACUAAUCUCCGCAAACAGGAAGUGGAAAUGAUGUCAUCGUUUCCGGAUACUGAUGGUGAUUAUAAUGUGUCCCCUCCGCUUUCUUCCCAAUCUAGUCUGGAAAAUACUUUAACUACAAAACAGUUGCAUAAAUUAUCGACAAAGUCCUCAACUUGUACACUUUUGGGAGAUACUGAUGUUGAACCAAUCGGUGAUGAGCUUGCAUAUUCUGAAUUGACCAAUCGUGAGAGUGAUAACACAUUUAUAGAACAUUUGAAUGACUUGGAUUCGAAUAUGAAGGACAUUGAGCCAGGUCUUGUGAAGACUGAAAACAUGAACGAGAAUUCAUCCACUACUAGUCAGGUAAAGUCUAAAGACAUGGACAUGGAUGCUAUUAAAAAUGUAUUAACUGUGUAUUUUAAUUCGAGUUCUGUAAAAGGUAAAGAUAACGAUGGUGAUUCACCUGAUACAGACCGGGAGAGGACACAGGUGUUUGUCUGUGAUAGAGGACAACAGACAGACAUGUUACCCGAAAACAGGACACUCACUCUAAAGGUUGUGGAUAGACCGCCUGGGGAUGCCAUGGAAGGAACAGACUCCAAAGUGAACUUAGAAGUCGUGGGCAGGAUGGAGAGUGUCCAGUCAGAUAGUAGUGGGUUUGCUGAAGGGGACCACAUAGAUGUACAGGAAAAGGUGUCUAAUAUGGGCAGCAGUGCAGAAAGCGACCAGACCUAUCAAAGCAGUGCUACAAUCCUCCAAAACGUCCAGGAGAGACCUCCCUCACCAAGUCUCGGCUCAAACAACACCAUUCCCAGACCAGUGUUUGUCAUCCCUAGUGACAAAAGGGCUGUUAGAAAAGAUGCUUCAAUCUCCACCGAUGACAUAUUUGGAAGUUCAGAUUCCACACUUGGAUUUGAAAAGAUUCAAACCGUCCAGUCGGAUCAGUGCGACUCUGGCAAUGAGACUUUGUCUGACCGAUCUGUUGUGUUGACCAUUGAGCUCCCUCGGGAGUGGAUAAAAUCAGGACAGUUGUCAGGGUCUGGUGCUGAAAAGGGAGUUAUUUCCCUUUCCUACCAAGACAAUGCAUCACAAAUAUCUCCAAAUAUGGACACAGGUAGUCAAGACAUGAAUAUGAGUUACGGAUCAAUUACUUCUAGUGCUUCGGUUAAUCCCUUAGAGUUUACUCCCUUGAAGAGACCUGUCCGCCCAGAAUGGGCAUCUACGCCGAAUCAACCUUCAUACUUACCUCACCAACACUCUAUAACAGCAAAACACAGAUCAAGGUCAUCCAAGAUCUUGUCAUCCAGUGAAUCACUUUACAUGCCAUACAAACGUCAGGUUGAUUCUGAUACUGAUGGAGAAAGACACAGUCGUUUUGUCGAUCUUAACCGCAGCGUUAACUCUUCAUUCGAUGGUAGUGUUUCAAGUGUCAUGGACGAAUCCAUCGAAUAUACCAAACUAAAACAGCUUGUCAACAAACCAGUAACAUUCCAGCAGGAGACACGAGGUUCUGUACCAGUAACAAAGUAUCAGCCUAAACAUCCCAUCAAAACCUGGCCCUCCAUUCAGCAACGACUGUUACUACAGGAGGAGACCCAGCUAGUCCAGUAUGCCCUCCAUCGGUACAAGUUGGAGCUGAAUGUAAUGGAGACAACCUUCCUAGUCAACAAACAGCUUGUCUGGGAUGAGCUUAGUCCUGAUGAUAAGACCGAAUUGGAUGAACUGCAGCACCUGUGGACUGAGGUACGGAAAGAAGUCACAGAAAUGGAGCAAUACCUUGCAAACAGAAUGGCUGCAACACAAGUUGGAAAUGAUAGAUUCCAACCUCUGAUCGUGCUAGAGGUUGUACAUAAGAUGGUGAAUCUCCUUCGGGAACAAAUGUUUCAACAAGAGAUUUAUAAAUCCAACAUAGACCUGGAGCUUGACCAGCCAUUCCAGCCAUCACCUCAGGUCCCCUGGUGGCCGGAGGUGUCCCAGAUGUUAUGGGACAUCAAACAGAAGGUUUCCGAGCCCCCCGCAAUGUCUAGUUCCUCCAGUCUGGCUUCAGGCAGCAUGCAGGAUCUACGACAAAUCAUCCGUGAGGAAGUCCAACAGGAGUGUAAAGACAAUCAGCGAUGGCUUCACAGGGAACUUGAAGCAAAAGAAAAGGAGCUAUGCCAACUGAGGAAAGAAGUUAUGUCUCACAACAUUAAGGAAGGCCAGACAAAAGUAAAGAAAUAUUACGAGAGUGUUGUGUGAUUGACACCAAGGAUACCUGUAUGUUAAACACUAUAGUGCCUUGUGUGGACUGUGAUCUGUAGGUUAGCACUGUGCUAUAGUGCCUUGUGUGGACUGUGAUCUGAGGGCUAGCACUGUGCUAUAGUGCCUUGUGUGGACUGUGAUCUGAGGGCUAGCACUGUGCUAUAGUGCCUUGUGUGGACUGUGAUCUGAGGGCUAGCACUGUGCUAUAGUGCCUUGUGUGGACUGUGAUCUGAGGGCUAGCACUGUGCUAUAGUGCCUUGUGUGGACUGUGAUCUGUAGGUUAGCACUGUGCUAUAGUGCCUUGUGUGGACUGUGAUCUGUAGGUUAGCACUGUGCUAUAGUGCCUUGUGUGGACUGUGAUCUGAGGGCUAGCACUGUGCUAUAGUGCCUUGUGUGGACUAAGGCCCUGAGGGUUAAGAAUGGCGCUAUAAUGACUUGUGUGGACUAAGGCCCCGACGGUUAAGCACGGCGCUAUAAUGACUUAAUAUGAAUUCAGACUGUGAUCACAGACAUAACCAUCCAUGCAUUUAUUUGUGAGGAGUUUCUUUUGAGUAGAUUGGGUUGUGCUAUUUCUGGUACCAAUAUUAUAAUUUGUUAAACAUUACAAGAAAAAAAAGACACAUGAAAUGUUUAACUGUAAUUCUUUUUUAAAAGUUAGAUUUUUUUUAAUUGAUCUGAAUUGGUCUUCAGCCAAUACUGUGGUAUGGUAUUUGUGUCCCUUGUUUUAAAUUUGCCCCUCUCUAAGUUAUAAUUAAUGGUAAUUCUAUCUCUCUUCUAUAUUAAACUCAUUCUAUUAAUGGAUACAUGACAUUGUCUAGCCAGGUAUGUAAGUGUUAAAAAUAUUCCUAUACAAAAGAGAUAAAAUUCUGUUCUGUUAAAAUGAAAUAUCAGAUGAAAAAUUAUAAUCAGUUUGAUUAAGCUUUUAUAGGAAACAGUGUGUAUAGUGCCAGAAAAUAUAUAAAAAAGUAUAUUCGAAAUUGAAUUAUACUGACAUAUGCAUUUUCUAGUUAAUAAUUAAAAUGAGUUUUUAAAGAUGUAUUUAUAGUACUUGUAUAGAGUUCUGUAAAUAAAUCUGAUCUGAUAUAACAGAGAAAAGAUUGUCUCCUUUAACUUGAAUUAAUACUUAUAGCAAUGAUAUUGUUAAAUAAAUACACUAGGCAAAAUAAACUUUAACCAUGUAAUUUUUUUCUUUUAAUGGUUGAAAUAUUUCGAAUUUUGCUAAAAAUUUGAAACCUUUAAAGAUAUAUUUUCUUAUCAAAAUGAUGCAGUUGAUAUAACAGAUAUUAUAUUCUGUUUUCGUUUAAUUUCUAUAUGAUUAUAUUUUUGUGGUUUUAAUCUGUCUAUUAAAAGAUUAAGCAUAACCUCCUUGAUAAGCAGGCAAUGUCCUCAUGCUUACUAUCAGACACAGAAUGGUUGUUGUUCUUUCAAAGGGAGAUAACUGAGUCAGAGGUAGUUUAUCAAACAUUGUCAAAUUUAGUGUCCAAUAAAUAAAGGAGUGAAUAAGGUAAAACCUGAUACGUGCAUGUGGACGGCUAGAAAUAUUUUGGUUGAACAGGGGGCACAAAUACCAUCUACAGCCAUGACAUCGAAAUUCUAUUACAAAACAGUUUAGCAGGUUGAUGGUAUGAUUCUGUAUAUAUCUGUUUAUGUAUUUGGUGCUAUUUUCAUGAAAUAUUCUUCAAUAUUAUUCCAGUUAAUAAUUGUAUAUGAUAAUGUAUAUAUAUAUAUUUCUGCAUACCUUUUGUGCUUUAAUGUCUUUCAUUCGACGAGACAAAUCAUUGUAGGCUUGAGUUAUCUCCCCUUUCUAGUCUUUUUAUUCUGUUCUUUAAAGUCUACAUUAUAGAAGAGAAAAGUUGUGGAACAAUUUUAUUAAAUAAUUUAAAUGUACAUAUCUAUGCAUAGAAUGCUGUACAUAUUUUUUGUAUAGAAAUAUGAAAAUUAAUCUGGUUGAUUUUUACAUGUAAAUAAGAAUUGUUUUGAAAGAUGAAAUAUUAUAUUUUUUGUAAAUAUUUUAGCUAAAUACAGUAUCUGUGCAAGUAGGUACCAUUUAGCUUGUCAGGCAAAGUUGUAUUGUUUUAUCAAUAACAUGUAUAUAGAAAAUGAAAGUAGAAUAUAUUGAGUCUAAUGUUUUCUACUUUCUGUAUAUUAUUUAAUGUACAUUAUGUGGUGACUAUUUAUCUGUUAAGUUUGAUCAGUUAACUGAAAAGUGGUACUAUCUUUAUUCUACUCUUUUUCAAUUUGUACUGUGCAAUCUUCCGUUUUUAGCAUUAGUCAACUUUACUGAGUUCAUAGAUUAUCUUAUUUCUAUCAAAUUUAUGAAAUUGAAAGAAAAUGUUUAACAUUUUCUAGUUCCAAUCUCUGUUGUUUAUUUCUAAUGCAAUAUAUAUAUGCUAUACAAGAUAAGAUAAAUAAAUGAUAACCAAGAUUUAUUUGUUGCAGUUGACUCGCCCUUCUACUUAAUCAGAACUUGUUUUUGAACGCUAUAAGCUAUAUUGGUAAUAUACAAAUUGUACUUGCAAAGAACAAAUGUGAAUUCAGUUAAUAAACAUGAAUUUAAUUUUAAUGUCAUUAUUUUUCUUUUCACCGGUGAAGUCACUGGUUGAAAUUUCUUAUAUUGGAAGUGCCUGCUUAAAAGGAAUUUGUAUCAUUUAUUUUUUUAGUUUAGAUAAAAAUAAUGAAAAAAAUAUACACAUUUUAAUCAUGAACAAUUUCAGUUAAGUAACAAAUUUUUUUUUUUAAAGUUAUACUGUAUAAAUUGUGAGGUUGAAGUUUUACUGAAAGAUAAGUAAAUUUAGCUGUUUUUAUUGGUCAUAAAUAUCUAAAACUAUCAAAGAUAGAAAGUGUGACCAGUCACUUUUGUUAAGUUUACAACUGAAUGUUACGGUUGCUACCUAUAUAUGAUCGGACAAACUACAUUCUACGGUCAAAUAUUUUAUUCUCCCAACAGAUACAUACUACAUGUACUACAGUAAUUUCUAGCAUUGUAUUACCAGAUCAUCUUUAUAUUCAACAGGAUUGUUGUUUUUCAUUGUGUGUAAUAAAAUAACACUUCAUGAUUUGCCUAAAUAAAACAGUACUGACCACUGUGUGAUUGAAUCUAGUGUAUUCCCACAGCCUUCCUUCCGUAGUUAUAUCUCUUUGGUAGUAUACUGUAGGGAGUUUUUGAGGUUAUUGCCAGUAAUGUUGGAGAAAUUAUCCUUAGCCCACCUUUCCUCUUGUGAAAGUUUAGUAUUAAAGCUUAGAGAGGGCUUAUUUGUGAAACACUUUAGUCUACUAUUUCAAAAUUGAUGAUUCUGCAAAAAUGAAGAAAAAAAAUUGCAGAUAAUUGCAAUCACACAAUUACCAUAAAAUGUAAUUGAUAAGCUUAAGGCUCAUAAUCAAAAAGAAUUUGCAGCAUUUUCCUAAUGAUCUUGAUUUUUGAAAAUGAAAUCUAUUAUAUAGUGAUUUUAUUUCAUACAUAACUCUGGUAAUGAAAGUAACAAAUAUUAGAAACAAAAAAUUGCUGAACACUACUUUAGAACUCCUCAAGCUAAGUGACAACAAGAACAUCGGCUAGGACAAUUUUACCAACCAUCUGUUUGAUGUGUAAUAAUAUGACGCUCAGAUAUUUUCUGAGAGGUUGUGUAAGUAAUAAUAGACAUUAUCAAACUUCUUGUCACUAUAUAUAGAAAGACUGUGAUGUCUAAUUUUAUUUUCCUAAGAGUUUUUUUUUUUUUUUAGAGGUAGACAAACUCCUUUUAACUAAAGGUGGUUCAUGGCACAUAUUUAACUAGAUAGAUAUAUUAUUACAUAAUGUACAAUGUUUUGUUUUCAUCAGUUACCUAUUCAUGUGCCUAUGGUCUAUGAUGUUAUAUGAUAAGAUGAUUUCUAAGAGCUUCUUUACUUGUAAUGUAAUAGAUGUCAAGAUUUCUAUUAUACAGCAUUUACUUUAUACACCAGUUUUUGGUCAUUUAAAAUUUUCCCACCCAAUAUUCUAAUGUGAUCACUAGCUAGCAUACAAUGGCAAAGGAGAUGGAGUGCUCUCGAAAAAAGCACCUGUUUUAAGUGUACUCUUAAAAAAGCACCUGUCUUAUGCGUGCUCUCAAAAAAGCACCUGUCUUAUGUGUGCUCUCGAAAAAGUACCUUUCUUAACCAUGCUCUCAAAAAACACCUGUAUUAGGGUGCCCUUGACAAAGCACUGGUCUUACACAAAGUUAAAAUCAUUUUGGUGAAAUAUCCGAUAUGUAUUUUACGUUUUGCCAUUCAAUAUCAUUCCCUUGUCUGUUGUCGGAACUAUAUAUUUUUGUUUUUAAAUGACAUACUUUGAACAAAAUGCCUUAGAUAUUCCUGUGGUUUUCACUGUUAAAGAGAUAUAUACCUGUGCAGUGUUAUUCAUGAGAGGUUUUCCUAGCUUUAAUUUGUUUGAUUCUUGUGUGAUAUUGUACAGUGCGUGACCUUUUGUGUUCAGGAUAACGACAGUAAAUCAGAUUUGUACUUAAUCGUAUUAGUCUAAUAUGCAAUACUUUCACCGUUUACUUCUCAUCACGUAUUUCUGUGUAUACAAUCAUUACCAUUACAAUCUUUAUUUAUAUGAAACUGUUUUAACAAUAGUUUCACAACUUGAUAUGGCUAUGCAAACUAAACUUUUGUACAUUAAUUUGUUAAAGAACAAAUUACAAAAUUAUCAUGCAGGAAAGCUUGUUUAUUUUUUGUAUGAAACAAAAUGUAAAAUUUUGUAGCAUUCAUUUAUGUUAAAUAUAUCAUAAUAAUGUAUUAUAUCAUUUUUACUGUACAAACAAUUAUUUUCCCAAUCAGCCAAAUUAUUUUGUUGAAAUUAUAUUUAACCAAGACAUUCCAUUUUAGUAUAUAUAUUUGAGUUAGAAUAUUAGAUAUUAUGAUCACUGUUGAGGAGAGAAUAUUGGUUAUUAUCACUGUAACUGUCAGAAUAUUGGUUAUUAUCACUGUAACUGACAGAAUAUUGGUUAUUAUCACUGUUAUUGAUAGAAUAUUGGUUAUUUUCAAAGAUACAAGCAGAAUAUUGGUUAUUAUCAUCGUUACCGACAGAAUAUUGGUUAUUAUCACUGUUACUGACAGAAUAUUGGUUAUUAUCACAGAUACAAACAGAAUAUUGGUUAUGACAGAAUAUUGGUUAUUAUCACAGAUACAAACAGAAUAUUGGUUAUUAUCACUGUUACUGACAGAAUAUUGGUUAUUAUCACUGUUACGGACAGAAUAUUGGUUAUUAUCACUGUUACUGACAGAAUAUUGGUUAUUAUCACUGUUACUGACAGAAUAUUGGUUAUUAUCACCAUUACCGAGAGAAUAUUGGUUAUUAUCACUAUUACCGACAGAAUAUUGGUUAUUAUCACUGUUACUGACAGAAUAUUGGUUAUUAUCACUAUUACCAACAGAUUAUUGGUUAUUUUCAAAUAUACAAGCAGAAUAUUGGUUAUUAUCAUCGUUACCGACAGAAUAUUGGUUAUUAUCACUGUUACUGACAGAAUAUUGGUUAUUAUCACAGAUACAAACAGAAUAUUGGUUAUGACAGAAUAUUGGUUAUUAUCACAGAUACAAACAGAAUAUUGGUUAUUAUCACUGUUACUGACAGAAUAUUGGUUAUUAUCACUAUUACCGACAGAAUAUUGGUUAUUAUCACUGUUACUGACAGAAUAUUGGUUAUUAUCACUAUUACGGACAGAAUAUUGGUUAUUAUCACUAUUACGGACAGAAUAUUGGUUAUUAUCACUGUUACGGACAGAAUAUUGGUUAUUAUCAUCGUUACCGACAGAAUAUUGGUUAUUAUCACUGUUACUGACAGAAUAUUGGUUAUUAUCACUGUUACUGACAGAAUAUUGGUUAUUAUCACUGUUACUGACAGAAUAUUGGUUAUUAUCACUGUUACUGACAGAAUAUUGGUUAUUAUCACUGUUACUGACAGAAUAUUGGUUAAUAUCAUCGUUACCGACAGAAUAUUGGUUAUUAUCACUGUUACUGACAGAAUAUUGGUUAAUAUUUUUGUUACUGACAGAAUAUUGUUUGUCUAUAUAGGUUACUGACAGAAUAUUUGUUAUGAUCACAGAAACUGACAGAAUAUUAGUUAUGAUUAUUGUCAGAAUGUUGAUAAUCACUGUUAUACAGACAGUAUAUUGGUUUUUAUCAUGGGUACUGCUAGAAUAUUUGAUAUUGUCAUCAUUGACUAUCUAGAAAUUUGUUACUUUGUCUCCCUUUUGAAAUAAGACAGACAAUGGAUGUUGUAGAACAGAUUCUUCCAUUUCUUCUUUGCAUGGUCUUUAUUCUUAUUACAUGUACAACUUUUUUAACAUUGUCUGGGGCAAUUUUGCUUUUUUGUUACAAAAUUUAUCGGCAAAAUGUAUCACCCACAGAUCAAGCUUGCCCGGCUUAUAAAUUUUGAACUGUUAAAGAAAUAUAUUUAUAUACAUAUGUUUAGAUAAAUUACAGAUGAUUUCAAUUAAACAUGCAUGGAGUCACUUACCCAUAGUUCAAUAAAAGAGUCAUGUUAUUGUUCACAAACUAGUUAUCUGUAUAGCUUUGUUGAAAGAUCAGAUAUCAAUAGGCGAACAUCAGAUAUCACCGGGCAAUCGCCAGAUAUCACUGGGUGAUUGUCAGAUAUCACUGGGUGAUUGUCAGAUAUCACUGGGUGAUUGUCAGAUAUCACUGGGGUGAUUGUCAGAUAUCACUGGGGUGAUCGUCAGAUAUCACUGGGUGAUCAUCAGAUAUCACUGGAUGAUUGUAAGAUAUCACUGGGUGAUUGUCAGAUAUCACUGGGUGAUCAUCAGAUAUCACUGGGUGAUUGUCAGAUAUCACUGGGGAGAUCGUCAUAUAUCACUGGGUGAUCGUCAGAUAUCACUGGGUUAUUGUCAGAUAUCACUGGGUGAUUGUCAGAUAUCACUGGGUGAUCAUCAGAUAUCACUGGGUUAUUGUCAGAUAUCACUGGGUGAUUGUCAGAUAUCACUGGGUGAUCCUCACUUAUAGGGCUAAAUGUAUUUGUCAUUUACACAUGCAAUGAUCUGAAAAUUUAUUAAAAGAAAUUGUUCAAAAAAUUUGUGUGUUUGUCCUCUGUUUGAUCAUGGGCUAUUGGUCAUAGCAGAAAAAUGAAACGACAAGAAUCUGAACUUUUAAAUAUAUUUAUUUUGAUCUGGUUAUAUCAACACAUGCUAAAAUUACAAGUAUGCAUGCACUAAUCAUAUUUAUUUUUAAAAUUGAAAAACAACAGACAGCCUCUGACAAUUCUAUACUUACUUUUCACAAAUUUUAAA